UUUUUGAAGGAAAGGAGAUACAGACAUUUUUUAAAAUAAGAUGAAACGUUAAUCUUGUUAAAUACUCAUCUGUGUUUUACUCAAAUUAACAUCAUUACCUCUGAUUGACUCAAGCAACUUAAAAAAGUAUUUCUAUGCAAAUGAAUGACUCAAAAACAAUGAGGUGUCUUUGUCAUGAACUGAAAGACACUAAACAUACUGGCGCUUAACACCACAAGACAGCACACAUAUUUCCUCAUCCACCUUUCUUCUCACUCCAGUUCUACCCAGAGUCUUCCAGUGCAGCCAGUAUCUCAUUUUCUCUCACUGUUAGCAGUGCUUCCUCUCCAGCAUGGUUCAGAAGGUGGCAGUGAUCGGUGCAGGGCCGUCCGGUCUGACCAGCAUCAAGGCCUGUUUGGAUGAAGGUCUGGAGACCACCUGCUUUGAGAGCAGCCAUGAUAUCGGUGGUCUGUGGAGAUUUAAGGAGCUGUCAGAGCCUGGACGAGCCAACAUCUAUCAGUCGGUGAUCAUCAACAGCUCCAAAGAGAUGAUGUCUUUCAGUGACUUCCCUCCUCCAGCUGAGCUCCCCAACAACAUGCACCACUCUGAGGUGCUGCUUUACCUGCGACUUUAUGCUCAGGCAUUCAAACUGCUGCAGCACAUUCACUUCCAGACUACCGUGGUCGGUGUGAGGCAGAGUCCAGACUUUGCUGUGACAGGCCAGUGGGAGGUGGAGACACAGAGGAGAGACAGUCAGAGGGAGACUCAUGUUUUUGAUGCAGUGAUAGUUUGCACAGGACACUACACCCAGCCUCACCUGCCGCUCAAAGACUUCCCAGGUAUAGAGAGCUAUGGAGGCAGGUAUUUCCACAGUUGGGAAUACCGCAAUGCUGAGGGUCUGCAGGGGAAAAGAGUGGUGGUGAUUGGGAUUGGGAACUCUGGGGGUGAUAUUGCUGUGGAUAUCAGUCGAGUGGCUGAGAAGGUUUACCUCAGCACCAGGAGUGGAGCAUGGGUGGUCGGCCGUGUAGGACCGGGGGGGCUCCCAACUGACCUUGUUGGGACUUCUCGAGUGGAUGUGAUGAUAAAGAAGCUCUUCCCCUCAUGGAUCAACAGCAUGUUGGAGAAGAAGCUGAACCAAGCAUUUGACCACAGACUAUAUGGCCUGAAACCAAAACAUGGUUUUUUUGCACAGAUCCCUGUUGUGAAUGACGACCUGCCCGCUCGGAUCAUCUCAGGUCGUGUUCAGGUGAAACCAAAUGUGAAGGAAUUCUGUGGUUCCAGUGUGGUCUUUGUUGACGGGAGCAUUAUAGACAAGGUGGAUGUAGUGGUGUUUGCCACAGGGUACAACUACAGCUUCCCCUUCCUGCCCUCAGCUCUGCAGGCUAAAUGUGAUUACAGGCUGCAUCUCUACAAGCAUGUGUUCCCUCCUGGACUGACCCAACCUACGCUGGCAGUGGUGGGCUUCAUCCACGGUCUCGGAGCCAUCAACCCUCUGGCUGAGAUGCAGGCUCGCUGGGCUACAAGGGUUUUUAAAGGCUUAACGACCCUCCCCUCAGAGGAGACCAUGAGGAAGGAAAUUGAGAAAGAUACAGCAACAAUGCAUCAGAGAUUUGCCUGCUCAGAGCGUAACCCCCUCCAGGUAGACUACAUCCCGUACCUGGACUCUUUAGCAGAGCAGGUGGGGGUUCGACCAAACGUACUGUGGCUCUUGCUGAGGGACCCCAGACUGGCACUGCAGGUUUUGCUGGGUCCAUGCACUCCAUAUCAAUACCGUCUGACUGGACCGGGUCAGUGGGCUGGAGCCCGUCAGGCCAUUCUCACUCAGUGGGAGAGGGUGGUUCAGCCUUUCAGGACUAGAGUGGAACCAGAACCAGAGACCAGACCCUCUUCAAAGCUGAGCAUCAUCAUGGGUUUCUCAGGUGCUGCUCUGCUGUGUUGCUUCUUGUACAGUAAACAGCAGCUGAAAAUCUGUUGACUUCUCAUGUGGUCUACAGAACUGUAAGAUGUUAGAUCGUUUUACAUUGAAACCAGCAGAUGGAGACAAAGCAAGAUCUGCCUAUUUGUAAAAUUGUCCAAAAGUUAUAACCAGUGAUUUUUAUUAAUGAUUGAUAAAUUAUUAAUGUUUUAUAAACUAAUAAGCAAGUAAUAAAUACACCUUUUUGGUUGCUGAGUUGUGAAAAAUACAUUUUAGUUUAUGUCCUCUUCUACCAUAACUUGCUCAUUUUUAAUCUAGCUUUUUUUUUUUUCUUUUUUUUUUUCUUUUUUUGGGGAGAUACAGUCUUCACUCCAAGGACUUAUUCCCUAAUAACCCUACUGCUCUGGUAAAUACUUUUUACCAGAGCACAAUCUGUUCUCCACAUGUAAACCAAAGGGCAUCCCCACUAACAAAAGUAGUCAAAGAAAAAGAUUAAAACCUAAAGGACUUGUAGAUCUUUUACUAAUACAGAUACUAGCACUACACAAAAACUCUAUUAACAUGAUGUUUUCUUAAGCUGUUAUUGAGGUUGUUGACCUCAGUAACUGACGCCAGCAAAAAAUGUAUAUUUAAGAAUCCUAUAAAGUUGAGACUUUGUUCUGUGAAAUCUCCGUUUUGGAACAAUUACAGAUCCAGCAUCCAAUAAAGUAUUUCAGCCAGAAUA
Messenger RNA from Thunnus maccoyii (southern bluefin tuna), 2618 nucleotides. Its product is annotated as flavin-containing monooxygenase 5-like. Lineage: Eukaryota; Metazoa; Chordata; Actinopteri; Scombriformes; Scombridae. The record is from RefSeq and is a predicted model, not a curated record. The coding region runs from base 332 to 1954 and encodes 540 amino acids. The transcript has 9 exons. Gene Ontology annotation, molecular function: N,N-dimethylaniline monooxygenase activity; NADP binding; flavin adenine dinucleotide binding.